AGGUCAGGUGGUUCAUGGACUGACGUCACAUUUUUGAUAAAUUGAGAAAAAGCAUUAAGGGAAAUUGGUCAUAUUCAUUCCUGUUCAUCUUCCUUCCGUCACUCGUGUUUACGGGUACUUAACUUGGUGUGACACAAAAGCGCCUUCAAACUCACACUGUGCAGCCUGGAAGGUAGGAGAAUCGUUCGGAGAUUUCUGGUGCUGAGCGCCUCAGCACUGACAGCUUCCGUGGAUCUGCAACAAAAAGCGACACAGCAAGCCGCGCCAGUGAUACACUUCAAAUCAACGCAUUAUUAUUCCGUGGACGAUGGAAAGCGGUGGCAACACUUCGGACAUUCCGUACCACUUCUCACAUUUGGCCAUGAUGAACAAUAGUGUUUUUUGUCGGAACUUCAGCGAUAACGUGAGUAUAGAUGCCAAAUGUGAGAGAACAGACAACCUAGCCAAAGACUCGACACCAGUGAUCGUCGCGAUUAUAAUCACGACUCUUUACUCUAUCGUGUGUGUGCUUGGUCUGGUGGGGAACGUGCUCGUCAUGUAUGUCAUUAUCAGAUACACUAAAAUGAAAACCGCCACAAAUAUCUACAUCUUCAACCUGGCCUUGGCUGAUGCACUAGCCACCAGUACACUGCCCUUCCAGAGUGUCAACUUCCUGAUGGGGACUUGGCCAUUUGGAGACGUUCUGUGCAAGAUAGUGAUAUCCAUCGACUACUACAACAUGUUCACCAGUAUCUUCACAUUGACCACCAUGAGUAUUGACCGUUACAUUGCAGUGUGCCACCCUGUCAAGGCCUUAGACUUCCGCACGCCCCGUAAUGCAAAGAUUGUCAACGUGUGCAACUGGAUCCUGUCCUCUGCCAUCGGUCUGCCUGUCAUGUUCACCGCCUUAACUACUGUAACCGAUAAUGGAAUCAUCGACUGCACUUUGAUCUUCCCACACCCGUCCUGGUACUGGGAGAAUCUCCUGAAAAUCUGCGUCUUCAUCUUUGCCUUCAUCAUCCCGGUCCUCAUCAUUACCGUAUGCUACGGGCUAAUGAUCUUGCGCCUGAAGAGCGUGCGCAUGUUGUCCGGCUCCAAGGAGAAGGACCGCAACCUGCGGCGCAUCACCCGCAUGGUCCUGGUGGUGGUGGCCGUCUUCAUCAUCUGCUGGACGCCCAUCCACAUCUACGUCAUCAUCAAAGCCCUGAUCAACAUCCCCAACUCCCUGCUGCAGUCCGUCACCUGGCACUUCUGCAUCGCUCUGGGCUACACCAACAGCUGCCUGAAUCCUGUCCUCUAUGCCUUCCUGGAUGAGAACUUCAAGCGCUGCUUCCGCGAGUUCUGCAUCCCCUUGAGUCCCUCUGUGCUGGAGCUGCAGAAUUCUUCUCGUACCCGCCCCCACCAGCAGCACCAGUGCGAGCAGCACUCCAGCGCCAACAGGGUGGAGAGGUCCAAUCAACCGGUAUGACUAGGUAUGGAGAUGUUGUCUUUGGACUCACGCUACCAGCCAAACGAUGACAUGAGCUCGGAAGUCACCCAGGUAACCACAGUGCUCUGACACAAAGCUCUGACACAUGAUGCGCCAAGAUACUGAAGUGCAACGUAACACAAGCAUCGAUCGUACUGUCGCCUCUUUCUGGAGGCUGACGAGUAUUUGAAUGCAGAAUGACACUCCGCAUAAGGCUUUCUGUCAGGUAGCAUUAUUAAAAUGUUGAACUUUAGGCAGAACACUGAAAUGAAGAAACAUCAACUAUUAUGUACACAGUAUCUUUGUAGACUGGUAUAUUGAACAUACUGUAAUAGGAUAAUGUUCUGUGGUCAACAACAUUCACAAUUAGAAAAUCUUCAUUGAGAGUACUUAAUUCAAGAUGCUAAUAGAAGAAGAUUGUUAUUUAAGGGUCAAGCGGCGAUUCAAAAAAACAAAGCGGCCACCCCACCACUUGUUUUGGUAAACAGCUGAGAGAUGGGGCUGGAGGAAUGUAACCACUGUCAAAUUGAUAGACAGAGCUAUGGAUGCAAGAACUGACCAUUCAUGAGAUCAAAAUGAUCAGUUUGUUUGUUUACAAUUACAUUAUUGUUUGCUUCCAGAGUCAAUGGCUUUAUAUUAUUAAUGUUAAAGUCAGAAAAUGGAUGUAGCCUACCAAUCUGCUUUACAUCUACUGUAUGUAUAGCAGCUUUUAUAUACUGUAUGUUCUGUACUAAAUUGUUAUUUAUUAUAUGUGUAUAUGAUGUGCACGUGGUUUGGGAACUAUCAAAUGAAUGAAUUAUAUUGUAUUUCCGUGUCAAAUCGCCAGUUACUGACGCAUAAACAAACAUUACAAUGAUUCACAGUGAUUAUUCAGUGAUAAUUCUUCCAGUGUUCUGUGCAGUGUGCACCGCAUAAAGAAUGAACAAGAAAUCAAUACAUAGUAGUAGAUAAGGUUAUUCAAGCAAUAAUAAUAACAUCCCUAGAGCUGUAAAAAAGAAUACAAAUGAAUUACAAAAGAAAUACAGCAAAAUGAAAUGGAUGGCGUUUAAACCCGGUCUGGCACAAAUCAAAUCAAAUUGUAUUUGUCACAUGCACCGAAUACAACAGGUGUAGACCUUACUGUGAAAUGCUUACUUACAAGCCCUUCUAGUAUAAGUGAUCUACACAAUCUAUAUACAUAUGUGCACUUUGAAUUUCAUUCUGUCACACUUUUUCUUUUAUUCCAGGCUUUAUAAAAAAAAUUCUGCAAACAGAAAUACACAAUGGACAAAAAACGUUUUCAGUUUCUCUUCAUCGCUCAGCCACAUAAUGCCAGGGUAGAUCUGGUGGAAUUUCUGAAAGCGUAUAUUGUGGUAGAAAGGGCAAUAGAGGAUAAAAUUAAUUGAGUUCUCUCUUCGAGGUCACAAUAGUUACAUAGUCUUUCCUCUUCCAUUUCACCACAAUCCGACCUGUUUCAAUACACAGAGACAAUAUCCCUUAUAUUACCUGUUUCAAUACGCAGAAACAAUAUCCCUUAUAUUACCUGUUUCAAUACGCAGAAACAAUAUCCC
Messenger RNA from Salmo salar (Atlantic salmon), 2997 nucleotides. The record is from RefSeq and is a predicted model, not a curated record. NCBI's taxonomy places the organism in Eukaryota, Metazoa, Chordata, Actinopteri, Salmoniformes, Salmonidae.